AUGUUCGCCAACAGCAAUCGAGAAACAUCGAUUUUGUUAUUUAUCUAAGAUAAUAGGAUUUUUCUUGCGUAAACCAACAGGUCGGUCACACUGUCGAACAGAGCGGAAAAGCUGCUGUGUGGCGGAAAAACAAUACAUGACUCAAUAAGAAAAAUAAUCAAAAAAUAAAUAAACAAAAAGAAACAAUAAAACUAACAAAAUAAUAUUAAUAAAAAAGGGCAGUAACUAAGAAAACACAGCAAAAGAAACAAGGACGGAUUAGCCACAAAGUAUGCAGCAAAAAUGUGAAUAACUACUACCAAAGGAAAACAACAACACAUCGAGGCAGCAGCAUCAUCACACACACACUCUGUUGUUGUUAUAUAAGUGUGUGUGCGUGAGCGAGUGUGUGUGCGUGCGUAGUAGUAAAAAUGUAGCAAAACAACAACUACAAGACAAACGAAGAAGAAAUGAGACAACGAAUCUAAGGAAACUUUUGAUACCACAACUUUUGUUAACAAAAAAUAAAAGAAGAAGGAGAAGGAAACAAAUGAAAAAGGGAGGAAACAAAAGAAAAGCAAAAGGAAACAAGCAGCUGGCAGAGAGAGAAAAUAUUUGCCCCAAAAAUUAUAACACAAAAAAAAAGAAAAAGAGAGCUAGCGAGUGAGAGAGCGUCCAUCAUCCACCAAUACAAAUGAACAUGCUACACAGUUUCAGCGCCGGCAGCGCUGCCAACGCCACAGGCGACGCCAGCAGCGCGGAGACCGAACUGAAGGAGCGGCUGAUAGCCAGCGUGAAGAAGGAGGUGAAGCAGCUGAUGGAGGAGGCGGUGACCAAGAAGUACGUCCACGAGGAGAGCAGCUCGGUGACCUCGCUCUGCGGCGCCGUGGAGGCCUGCUUGAGCCAUGGCUUGCGACGGAGGGCUUUGGGCCUCUUCAAAACCUCCUCGACGACGGCGCUGAUCCAGAAGAUAGCCAAGAUCUGCCCGGAGGCGGACUACGUGAGUCGGAGGCUCCUCGAACUGGAACUCGCGCAGGAAUCGCACGCGGUGAGCGGCAAGCGAUCCUCCUCCAGCAGCGACAGCAUCAUCAAGCCGAAGCUUUUGAGCAAGGGAAGCGGGAGCAGCAGCUCGGUGACCACCAUCAACACGGUCUCCAAUGGAGCGGGCAGCGGUUCCAGUGGGGGCGGGGCCAACGCCCCGCUCGGCAAGUACCUGUGGAUCCGGUUAGCUCUCCACGAGAAGCGGCUGGCCAAGAUCAUCGAGCAUUUGGUGAGCAACGCCAGCAGUUACUACGAUCGCGAGGCGCUGGUCGCCGAUCCCGAUUACGGCUCCAUCCUGAGCUCACUGCUGGUGGGUCCUUGUGCUUUGGAGUUUACUCGGGCCAAGACUGCCGACCACUACUGGUCCGAUCCUUGUGCUGACGAGCUGGUGCAGCGUCACAGGAUAAGCUCGGGCAACCGGACGCCGCCCACCACCCACCGGCCCAUCAUAAACUUCAAGCGGAGCCUGCACACGAGUUCGGAGGACACGAGCAGCGGGUCCUUCAAGGCCAGCUCGCCGGCGAGCGUGGCCAAGGACUACGUGGAGUCGCUGCACCAGAACUCCCGCACGACGCUUCUCUACGGGAAGAACAACGUGCUCGUCCUGCCGAAGGACGUGUCAGAACCGAUGCCGGGAUACCUCAGUCUGCACCAGAGCAUCCAGUCGCUGACCAUCAAGUGGACGCCCAACCAGCUGAUGAACGGAUACAACGACGGCGACGGCGGUGACAAGAGCUUCUACUGGAGCUACGCACUGAACAUCAAUGUGGAUGAGAUCGUCUAUGUGCACUGUCAUCAGAACAGAGGCGGUGACACCGGUGGCACCAUCAUCCUGGUGGGCCAGGACGGCGUCCAGCGGCCACCCAUUCACUUCCCCGAAGGCGGACACCUCCAGGCGUUUCUCAGCUGCCUGGAAACGGGCCUCCUGCCACAUGGCCAGCUGGAUCCUCCGCUCUGGUCGCAGCGGGGCAUUGGCAAGCUGUUUCCGUGGCCAAAAAGCGUGAGGAGACACAUCCUGCCAUCGGUGAUGGAGGCGGGAGGCUCCACUGUCGACGAGACGCCCAUCGAUUAUGUGUUCCGCGUGGUCAGCAAGUGCCAGCACGAGGAGUUCUUGGCUAGUCAUCCCAUUCUGGAGCUGGGAAGAUCGAGUCCGCGGCGGAAGCACCUGGGCAGCUGCUCCACCACCGGCAGCAGCGACUGCUCCAGCAAGAGCCUCUCCAUCGACCAGAGCAGCUGCGAAACGCCAUUGAUCCAGGCGAGUCAGAGCACCAGCAUCGAACUGGUCUGCUCCACGAUGCGGAGGCAGAUCAUCUCGAGGGCAUUCUACGGAUGGCUGGCCUACUGCCGCCACCUCUCCACGGUGCGCACCCACCUGUCCGGAUUGGUCAACGGGAACAUCAUGCCGGAUUUGGCUGCUGACGAGGAGGGUCUGACCCGCGAGAAGUGGCUGGCGAUGCACGAGGAGGGCGUGGUGACCGGCGACCUGGAGCUCUACCGCCUGGUUUACUUCGGCGGCGUGCAGCCGGACCUGCGCAAGGACGUGUGGCCGUACCUGCUGGGACACUAUGCCUUCGGAUCCACGCCGGCGGAGCGGAGGAAGCAGGACGAGACCUGCAAGCACUACUACGAGACGACGAUGAGCGAGUGGCUGGCGGUGGAGGCCAUUGUGCGCCAGCGGGAGAAGGAGAAGACGGCGCUGGCGGUGGCCAAGCUGAGUGCCGAGCAGGCUCGGCUGGCGGCCAAUGCCUCGGGAGUCUCGUCGAAUCCCCACCAGAAGGUACUCACCAACGGCAGUCGCCAGCUGGAGUUGGAGCAACGAAACGGGGAGGAGGAUCGGGAGAACCUCAUCCUCGACGAGGGCGAGAACGAUGUCUUCGAUGACAACGACUUUUCGGAUAUAUCCGAUCCGGGGGAUCUGUUCGAUGAGACCGAAUUGGGUCAGGAAGCCGAGGAGGAGGAGGAGCAGGAGAAUCCAGAUCCAGAGGAGGAGGAGAAGGAGGAGGAGGAGGAGGAGCAGGAAGGGGAAGCAGAAGCAGAAGCAGAAGACACCAAAAGUGAACGCGUAAUGCCGCAGCUCAGUGAGCAGUUGGUGCUGGAGUUCCAGAACAUCGACAACAUGGAACCGCUGCGUCUGCAGGAGAACUGUUUUGCCGACUCGGAGAACGAAAACGAUCUGGGACUGGGACUGGAUGGCAGUGGCAACAUCCUGAUGCUGAGCAUCAAGAGCUCUCCAUCCACCAGCAGCUAUGAAACGGUGGGCAACGAGUUCGUGGACAUGAAGGAGGAGGAGGAGGAGGAGCCGCCGGGCGAACUGAGCAAGUUCCACAGCGCCGAUGAUGUGAGACUGGACAACCAGGAGGAGGAGGAGUCCUCGCAACCGGCCACUGCGGUGAUCAUCACGGAGGCAGCUUCAUUGGACGCUCUCGAUGACGAGGCCACCGAGGAGUUCACCUCCCGCAAGACAAGCUUGAUGUCGCCACUCAACGAGGACAUCACGGUGGUCGCUUCCCUGGAUGCCCUGCAGGAACCCAAGUCCGCCUGCGUCUCUCCGGCGAGCUCCAACGGCGGUGUCUACAGUGUGGAGCUCCUCGAGCAGUUCGGCUUGAAUCUGCAUCGGAUCGAGAAGGACGUGCAGCGGUGCGACAGGAACUACUGGUACUUCGCCAACGAGAACCUGGACAAGCUGCGCAACGUGAUCUCGACGUACGUGUGGGAGCACCUGGACGUGGGCUACAUGCAGGGCAUGUGCGACCUGGUGGCCCCGCUCCUGGUCAUCUUCGACGACGAGUCGCUCAGCUACAGCUGCUUCUGCAAGCUCAUGGAGCGCAUGAUCGAGAACUUCCCCAGCGGAGGAGCCAUGGACAUGCACUUUGCCAACAUGAGAUCCCUCAUACAGAUACUCGACUCGGAGAUGUACGACCUGAUGGACUCGAAUGGGGACUACACGCACUUCUACUUCUGCUACAGGUGGUUCCUGCUCGACUUCAAGAGGGAGCUCGUCUACGACGACGUCUUCGCCACCUGGGAGGUGAUCUGGGCGGCCAAGCACAUCGCCUCCGGCCACUUCGUCCUCUUCCUGGCAUUGGCCCUGCUGGAGACCUACCGCGACAUCAUCCUCUCCAACAGCAUGGACUUCACCGACGUCAUCAAGUUCUUCAAUGAAAUGGCCGAGCGCCACAACGCCCAGUCGAUAUUGCAGCUGUCCAGGAACCUGGUUCUCCAGCUGCAGACCAUCAUCGAGAACAAGUAGUGGGAGGAGGAGAAAGAGAAGGAGAAGGAGAAGGAGGAGGAGUCCUCGCCAUCAGUCAUCCAUCUUCAGUUCCUGUAAUCCUCGGUUUCCGAUCAGUAUUGAGCGAGCUAUGACUAAGUAGCUGGCACCUAAAGAAUAGAAUCGUAGAAUCGGAGUUAGAAAGCGCUUAGGAAAACAUAACCGAACAUAAAGCAUAUACCAUAUAGCCAUAUAACCAUAUAGCCAUAUAGCCAUAUACCAUAUACCAUAUACCAUAUGCCAUAUAACUUGCACCCUAGAGAUUGCAAUUAGCUGAGGCUCUUGCUGAGGUUUUUUGGGAGGCUUCCCCAUAUAAUCCGCAAUGGUUUUUUUUUUUGGAAACGGCUGGGAAUCGCUUAAAGAAAUUUUAGCAAAAUUAAGGAAAUUAAGGAAAUUGUAGUGACCUGAAAAAAACAAAAAAACAGAGAAGAAAUCACGUGGAAAUCGAACAACGUAAAUGAUUAACUAUUUAUACUUAUACAAUAUACAUGCAUAUACCGAUUAUAUUAUAUACAGGCAGUUGCAUAUUUAUACGUUUUGUAUAUUCAAGAGAGAGCCCGGGGAUAGAACUCGUAUAUGGAUGUUGUAUUAGAUAUCGUCUAUAUAUAUGGCAAUGCUGUGCGGCUGCGACUGCGGCCAACUGUUGUUAUCGUUGUGUUAUCGAUUUGGCAGUUUAGUAAAUAUUUUCAGAUAUAUGUUAUCAAAAGAUAUUCAGGGCAAGUCAUUGAAAACUAUAGAAACUUGGCAAUGCUAUGCUCAAAACUAUUUUAAAGUCAUUCAAAGUCAGUGAUUUGAUAUCGCUUUUUAAACUAGAAAAAAAAGAGCUCUAGAGAUUUUCAAUGGCAGUCCUGAAAAACAAGGUUUUUCCUAUUUUCAUUUUGUAGCUGCAAGCGGUAAUAAAACUUUUUGUAUUCGAGUUGCCCGACAGGUGGAUCCUGCGGCUAUAUCUCUAUAAUUGAAUGAAACAAUUGCCCUCACAAAUAUGUUACAAAAUUGUAGUUGAAGGCUGCGAAGCGUUGAGUUUGUUUGCAUUAGCAGAAUUAAUAUGCAACCCAAGAUAUAUAUAUAGAUAUAUAUUAAACCAAUAUUUAUACAAAUAUUAACCCAAACAUUAACAUAGAGAACGGAAUGUGUUAGCCGUGUAUUGUUAUAAUCGAAACCGAUUCGUUGCUAUUCUCAGGCAAACUAACUAGUUUCUAUCCGGUUUUUCGUUGUUUUUUGGUAAGUGCAGGCGCACCAAAAAUCCCUCCACUGGGCUUAUAUACAACUUAUAUAAAUCUAUAUAGAGCAAACACUUUGUGUGGAAUCUAAGUUAUUGCGAGUAGCACGCUUUUUGUGUAUGAAAAAAAAAAAACAAAAAACAAAAACAAACAAAAACAAAACGUGGAAAACGAAAAACCAAAAAACACUUAAUGUGAUUUCUUGUUGCUUCUUUGAAUAUUGAUAUUUUUGUAAGCGCUAAAACGUAUAUACAGACAUAUACACUUAACGAAUGAGAACGAGAUGGCAGGCAACAGAAAGAGACAGAGAACGAGAGAGAGGAUAUAUUUUACACUUGGCUGGGGAAUAAAUUGGGGGGCAUAAAGGAUGUCAGUCGAGUCCAACCAAAAUUUUGGCCACACUUUUGAUACACAUAUUCGACAAAAGAUCAACUGAUCCACCACGACGAAAACAAAAAGUGAAGAUAAAACCCGAUGAGCAAGGCAGAAACUCUCGCUAUAUUAUAUUGUAUCGUAAUCAAGCUAAGCUACAUAUAUAUAUUUAUACCCGUCUGAGUAGAGACGCCACCUAUAGAGCCCGAGCAUAUAGAAUAUUACGUUACCCACGAUUGUAACCACAUAUAGCAUACGUAUGAAUAUUGCGAAUAUCCUAUGUUCCGCGCGAAACCACAUAAAAGCAAAACCCAAAAAAAUGCGAUCAAUGUAUAAUUUACCGAGACCCUGUCGAUGGAAACAAAAUAAAAGGAAUUAUGUAAAAUG
Drosophila ficusphila is the source of this 6267-nucleotide messenger RNA. RefSeq names its product small G protein signaling modulator 2. The record is from RefSeq and is a predicted model, not a curated record. NCBI's taxonomy places the organism in Eukaryota, Metazoa, Arthropoda, Insecta, Diptera, Drosophilidae. The transcript has 7 exons. The coding region runs from base 674 to 4270 and encodes 1198 amino acids. Gene Ontology annotation, biological process: activation of GTPase activity. Gene Ontology annotation, molecular function: GTPase activator activity.